UUCAAUGAGGAAAAGAUGGAGAACUUGUUAGAAAUGAAUCGUAACCAGCCCGUAGACAGUAAGGUGGCCACACCAACACCAGGGGUUGCUAAAGCUGUUGUUGCCAAGUGCGUAAAAGACGCGACCCUGUCUCCCGGGGCGCCAUCCAGCAUGGAGGUUGAGCGCACGGAGCUGCUAGGCUCGCUCACCACACAGCAGCAGCAGAGAACCAGCGCCAGGGUCAUCAAAAAGCUCAGGUUGGAACCUCCUGCUGAAAGGGACAAGAGGCCUGCUAAGAAAGAUGGGUCUGAUGAUAUCCCAGAAUGUGAGACACCAAGCAAGAUAGACGAAAAGGAGCUCAAAUUCCCCACAGUCAAACAAAGGAUGCCAAAAGCCUUGUGGUCUACUGACGAGAAGAACUUAUUCUUCGAAGCCCUCAAUGAAUACGGGAAAGACUUCGACGCUAUAACCGCUUAUAUUUGCGCUAAGAUGAAGAAGAAAGGCAUGCCUGAUGUCAACCUGAAGACCAAGACGCAAGUCAGUCACUUCUACUACAGGACUUGGCAUAAGCUGUCGAAGCAUGUGCACUUUGAUGAGAAUGUAAAAAAGGUAGCUCAAGAGUUGUACGCGUUGAUAAACUACGGCGAGUUACGCAAGAAGCUGGUGUCGGUGAACGAGAAGACGUGCGCUCGGCUCGGCGACAUGGUGCUGUGUGGCAGCAUCGUGGUGCGCGCCCGCGGCCGCAACCUGCGCGUGCGCACACCCAUGUGCCGCGCGCUCCGCCGCCUCAACCAGAUCACCGAGCUAGCGCUGGGCGCGCGGGUGUGCGGGCGCGCACAGGUGUGUCUGCGCGCGCGCGAGUGCGCGGCGUGGGCGCGCGUGCAGGCGGCGGCGCACAACCCGCGCGCCGCGCUGGCGCUGCCGCUGCGAGCCAGGCUCAGGGCACUGCUACGGGCGCUGCAGAAUAGGUGGGGAACUUCACCGUUCAAGCUGCACAAGGUAGCUGACGUGGACGUCAAGACAGAAGACUUGCAGAAGGAGCCAGAAGAGUACGCUGAUGUGCCUCGAGCUUGUGAGGAUACGGAGCCCAGUGGAGAGCUGGUGGAACACCUGAAUAUGGAGACUGAUAGGAUUAUCUUGCAAGAACUGAAAGCGCCGAAGAAGCUAGCUCUUCACGUAGGGCCGCGGCCCGGGGCUGACAUCCACCUGCCCGUGGUCUCGCCCAGCGAACAGCUGUCCAGCCAGAAGAUAUGCUUCUCCUCAUAUCUCGAGCGGAUGGGUUCGCAGCGAGAUAAAGAUGGCGGAGCCAAAAUCAGAACUCCAAAGCGUCAACGCAAAGACAGCACCACAGACAAAGACAAGGAAGAACAAAAGAAAUUCAAAAUGGACGACCAAGACAAACUGAUCAACAUUGAAGAGACGGCCAUAGAUGGCAUAGAGCUCAUGGCCAACUACAAAAUGCCACAGGAAGACGAGGAGAAACCAAGCACAGAAGACGAAAAAGAAAGAGAAAUUAUUGAGGAUGACCCCGCCGACUUACCCGACAGAGACAAAGAUGUAUCAGAAAGAGAUAAAGAGUUAUCUGAAAGAGAUAAGGACAUGUCAGAAAGAGAGAAGGACAGCUUUUCGGAAAUGGAAGACGAUGAGAAAUAUAAUAAGAGUGAUACGGAUAAUGAGAGCGAUGGGAAAGAUAAAACUGCUAAGGAUACUAAGUUUAAGAAUUUGAAGGUAAAAUUCCGAAUACGACCAAAGAAGCGUGGGGGCAGUAUCUAUACCCUAGUCAUGGACAAGGAUGCUGAAGAGCCGAAGGCAGAGGAACCUCCUCAGGAACCGCCCAAGGUUGAGGAGGAGGCUAAGCCUGAUAUCGAUGUGGACCUGGCAUUGAGGCAGAUUAGGAAGGGCUGGAGUAUAUAUGAUGCAGGGGAUCUGACUAUUGGAGAUUUGUAUCUGAUGUUCGGUUCCCGAUCAAAGCUCGAAUUAGACUACUGGUGGGCGGAACCCACUCCGCCACUCCCACAGCCGCAGAAGACCGCCACCCCGCCCACAGCGACGUCCGACAAACGCGACAAGUCCGACAAAGCCGACAAGUACGACAAAGGGGCCGACAGUUCUGUGGAAGACGAGAAGGAGCGAGCGAGGGAAAGCGACAAUGAUAUUCUGUCGCCUAAGAAUACUUAUAGUCAGGAUAGUAAUGAUGGCAUGUCCGGGGAUGAGAGAAAGAGUGAACAGCUGGCGUCUCCGGAACAUAAGGCGUCGGCCAAUAGUGGGACUUUCAAGUUGGUCAGCAAGCUUAUCAAUAGGCCGCAAGCGCCGCCUCCUCAGACUGGCUUCGCUGUCAUGAGUGAUAGACUGAAGCGGUUACUAGCGCUAGUGGGCAACCCGCACGUGGGCGCGAGCGCAGCGCCGCCCGGCGGCCGCUGUGUGUGCAAAAACAUCCAUGUCUGUUCACACGAUAGGAAACAACCAGUACAGAAGCCGCAAUUCUGCACGGCGGCGGCUCGGCAAGAGGAAGCUAGCGCCGUGUUCCGUCAGCCCACACCCAUCGCGCCGCGACCUGACAGCGAGAUAAAGAAGCGCGAGAUGCAGCUAGAAGGUCUCCCGCGCUGGCGUCGCGGACGGCCGCGCCUGCCCGACCGCCGCGUCGUGGUGCAGCGACUCCUGCCUCUCCUGCCUAAACUGCCACAUUCCACCGGGGUAUCCAACAUGCCAGUGAAGUCAGUGCCGACGUCUCCGCCGCCGCCGCCGCGCAUCCUGCCCAAGCCACCGCUCACGGCUUCCACGGACAGCCUGUCAAUAGUGUACGUGCUGAGCGAGUCGAACGGCCAGUUCUACUUCCACGACGGAGAGCGACGCAUACCCAUCAACCAGACGCCGGUCAACACUAUUGUUAUUAAAGAAGAGGAAUCUACAGAGGAGUCAAAAGCGAACGGCAACGGCGUGAAGUCCGAGGCGGACGGCAAGGAUGACGUCACCAAGAGCGAGCCCGCAAGCGAACGCGACGAUAACGCGCCUGAUGCUGCACACGUGCCGCCGGAGUUCCUAUCAUCGGAGUCGAUGUCCCUGUCGCCGUCGCGGCUGCUGCACGACGCGGACGGCUGGCUGGACGGCGCCGUGCAUGACUUCUCGCUCAGCAGCUUCCUCGGACACCUGGAGGGCAGGCCACAGGUAGAUUCCCAUCUCCAGUCUCUAAUGGCGGAAUCCAGCGUGGACUACGUGGCCAAGUUUGCAGACUUAGCGGCCGAAGUGACGGACGAACAAGACCACCCGCCCGAUGAACAUACAUAGACUUGACACUUAGUAAUAUGUCUACUGUUUACUGUGAUUUAAUAAGGAAUAGGGCCUUUAGAGUUUUUUGUGCUCUCGCCAAAUAAAAUGGC
Messenger RNA from Helicoverpa armigera (cotton bollworm), 3356 nucleotides. It is a transcript of the gene crm, whose product is annotated as protein cramped. Gene Ontology annotation, molecular function: chromatin binding. The record is from RefSeq and is a predicted model, not a curated record. Bases 16 to 3264 code for a protein of 1082 amino acids. Gene Ontology annotation, cellular component: nucleus. The transcript has 20 exons. Gene Ontology annotation, biological process: pattern specification process. Lineage: Eukaryota; Metazoa; Arthropoda; Insecta; Lepidoptera; Noctuidae.